AUGCGGGAUUGGCGCUCCGUCGUCAUGUACAGCUACCCGGGCGCUUUUGUCGAAACCGCCGCGGAGUUGACGAGGAUGUACCAGGAGCAGGGCUGCGAUGUGAUGAUAACUGGACAUUCGCUUGGAGGAUACCUUGCCGAAGUGGUCGCAACGUCCGUGGGUCUUCCUGGAGCCGGCUUUUGCUCACCUGGCCCCGGAUUCCACAACGGCCCCGGGACAGGGUUCGGCUUCGUCACGGUGAACCACGAGGCGGAUUCCAUUGGAAAUCACAACCACGCCUUCCACGUCAAGCCGCCUGUGUACAUACUUGAUGGCGGAUUGCUCAUGUUCCCCUGGACGGCGCACUCGAUGGCCGAAAUGGCCAAGCACAUGUCGAAGCGAGAGGAUUGGACGAACCUCAACGCGGUCGCCAAGUGCAGCGCUGAACGUCCGCGGAUUCCUGUCCGAGUCUUCGAAGGUCCUCGCUCAAGGCGGGACUGA
This is a messenger RNA of Symbiodinium natans, 480 nucleotides long. Lineage: Eukaryota; Dinophyceae; Suessiales; Symbiodiniaceae. The record is from the annotation of a GenBank genome assembly.